GGCCAGCGGCCGACCGUCUUGUUAGCUGCGUGCUGUAUCGACUCCGACCUAUCAUAAACUUUACGUAUACAUCGAUAUUACGCAUGUUAUAUGUUGUAAAAAUUUCUGCUUUUCUUAAAUUUAUUAAUCACAGUUUUAAUUGUGCUCAUGGUAAUAGUUUUUUUUUUAAAAUAAUUACGUGUCUUUUAUUUUGUGAAAAAUAACGUUAUCAAGUGCACGCCAGUGGUAGAUCCUGUUGCACCUUUGACAUUGGUAGCACAAGAUGGUACUUGGAAUGUUAAAACGCUUAGUUCGGGUUACGCAAAUAAUUAAAUAUGAAGGAUUACCAUAAAAUUUUGGAAUUAUUAUAAUUAUUAAGCACUGAAGCUUAAUUUACUAAUAGAAAAUAAACAUAAUAUAAAAUGAACUUUAAAAUAAUAUCACUAUUAUUAACAUGGAAUUUUCUAUUAAUCACCGCAAAAAGGGAAUCUCUAGAAGACGAAGAUUCACGGGCUAGAGAAUUAAGAAAUAAAGAAAAUAAUCGGAACCGGACCACUUUUAAUGGAACUCUGACAGAUGUUCCAGAAAGGAGAUACUUAAGGCACAGAAACAGUUCAAGAUAUCGCAGCGAUAGACGGAGAUUUUGGGAACGUGAACAUGAAAUCAGACGCGACAGGAGAAGAGGCUCAGAUGCUUACUCUUCUGAAGAAUUAAUAACCAAUCGGACUGAGCCCUACAAUAGACGAGAUGACAAACCUCGUAAAUCAGAAAAACACUGGAAUAAAAGUAAUUCAGAUAAAGCAAAUGAUAGAAAAAAAUCUGGUAACCAAAAUAAACCUGAUCGAUCUCCAGUGAGAGAAAACACAACUAGAUUCAAACCAAAGUUGACUAACAAAUGGCAGAGUGGUGGAUUCAUUCCAUACCCACAGCCGAGAGAAAAGAAGCCAAACAUAAUAUUAAUCCUGACUGAUGAUCAAGACGUUGAACUCGGCAGUCUCAACUUUAUGCCCCGGACUAUGAAGGCAAUUAGAAGUGCAGGAGCCGAGUUUCGCCAUGCAUAUACGACAACGCCAAUGUGUUGCCCUUCAAGGAGUUCCUUGCUUACUGGUGUCUACGUUCACAACCACAACGUGUACACGAAUAAUGACAACUGUUCAUCACCGAUGUGGCAGGCCAAGCAUGAAACCAACACCUUUGCCACAUACCUUUCAAACGCUGGUUAUCGAACUGGUUAUUUCGGAAAAUACUUGAAUAAGUACAACGGGUCGUAUAUACCCCCAGGCUGGCGCGAGUGGGGCGGACUUAUAAUGAACUCAAAGUACUACAACUACAGUAUAAACAUGAACGGAAAGAAGAUCAAGCAUGGCGACGAUUAUAAUAAGGAUUAUUAUCCAGACUUAAUAGCAAACGACUCAAUAGCAUUUCUUCGAGCCUCGAAGCGGAGAUUCUCCAGGAAGCCUGUACUUCUGGUGAUGUCUUUUCCAGCUCCUCACGGGCCUGAAGACUCUGCGCCCCAAUUCUCUCAUCUUUUCUUCAAUGUAACAACGCAUCACACUCCAACGUAUGACAUGGCUCCAAACCCCGACAAGCAAUGGAUAUUACGAGUAACGGAGAAAAUGAAGCCAAUUCAUAGACAGUUCACAGAUCUUCUAAUGACCAAGAGGUUACAGACAUUACAGAGCGUGGAUAUGGCAGUCGAGCGAGUUUAUCAGGAGCUCAAAGCGCUCGGGGAGUUAGAUAACACUUACCUAGUCUACACAUCGGAUCACGGUUAUCAUCUAGGCCAGUUCGGACUGGUAAAAGGCAAAAGCUUUCCUUUCGAAUUUGAUAUACGUGUACCGUUUCUUGUCCGUGGGCCUGGGGUGGAACCUGGGACAGUGGUAGACGAUAUAGUGCUUAAUAUUGACCUAGCACCAACGUUUCUGGAUAUGGGUGGGGUAGAACCGCCAGCUCACAUGGAUGGUAGAUCUUUACUGCCGUUACUACAACCACGACGUAGACGGGCUGCUGCAGCUCACUGGCCUGACACAUUCCUUGUUGAAAGUUCUGGGCGACGUGAAACGCAAGCCCAUUUAAUGGAGGAAAGAUUGCGCGCGCAGAAAUAUAGUCGGGAGAUGAAUGAAAAAUCAACUACUGCACAACCACAAGAUACCUCUUCAGAAAGUGGAGACUUCGAAAGUGAUGCUGAGGAUGAUUUCUUGGAGCUUGAUGAUGGCGAGGAUAAUGAUGACAACGAAAGUCCAGAAGCAAGCGAAUCAAAUAAAUCUUCGGAACCACUUAUAUCCAACGAGAGUCACAAUCCAAUCCUUGAAGCAAGUUUAGAAAAAGUUUUGGAUGCUGAAGAGGCAGGAACAAACAACCAAUUUAAUUACUUAACCGCUGCAGAAAUCGAAACUAGUAUUAUAAAUGGAAAAGCUGCUCGCUUAGCAGCUGAAUGCUCUAAAGCUGAAUUACGUGCUCCUUGCUCCAUUGGACGGAAGUGGAAGUGUGUGCUGGUUAACGGACGAUGGCGUAAACACAAAUGCAAAUAUGAGCCAGACAUAAAUACUCCACAACCAAAGAUGAGUACAAAAAAAUGUGCAUGUUUUACUCCAAGUGGGCUUGUUUAUACGAGAUUAGAGACUGACGGUACUAUUGCUAGAAGGCCAGUUGAUUUACAAAAGGAUAAUAAUACUAGAAGUAAAAGAUCAAUAAGCAACGAUGUAUUUGAACCUAAUACUGUGGAUAGCAUUCUCGAGGAAAAUCCAAGCAUUGGACAUUUGAGUUUUAAAAAUGAACCUGUUGAUGAAUCAGAAAAAAGAAAUAUAGUAAACAAUAUUGACAAACUUAUAAAAGAAACUGAGGCAUUUCUUAAGGCUUAUGAACGUACCAAAGAAAAUAUAGAUCAUAAGAGGAGCAAAAGAAGAGCUCAACAUUGGAGUCAUAACAAACAUAAACAACGAAAUGAUCCAAUGUUAAACAAUAAUGAAUCAUCUCUAGAAUGUAAGAUAGAAAAAGACGGUACAGUUAACUGUUCGCAAGUUAUUUAUAAUGAUUUGAAGGCAUGGCAUACAAAUAGAUUAAGUUUAGAAGACCAAAUAAGACAACUUAGAACAAAAUUAGAAGACUUAAAGGAAAUAAAGAGGCAUUUAAAAAUUAGUAAGCCUGCAGUCGAAGUACAAACAAUAACACCGACAUAUCUUAAUAAUCAAUUACUUAAUAAGACUGUAAGUCAUGAGAAUAACACUAAGGACACUUUUAGGAAAAAUCGAUUACAUAGAUUAAAAUCCAAACAUAGAAACGGGACUUUGUUUGAUAAAAAGUUUAGGCAGUCAAAUGAAUACAUAAUACCAACAGUAAAUGGUAACACCAGAGAUGACAUUUUUGAUACACAGUUGAAGAAUGAAACUUCCACGGAGACGGUGAUGCAAACCCUUAACAUUUCUGAUCACAAUCAUAGCGAAAAUGUGUCAAACCAGACUUAUCAUGUAGAUGUAUUACCCAUAUUUCCAUCUACCACAGUUGUUACAGAAGGCAAUUCCUUUGAACAAAAUUUAAUAGAGGAGAAAAGCACACAGCAAAGUAUAACCACAGAAUUUGACGAUAUCACGGAAACUGAAACAACAAAAUUAAGGGACAUUAUUAGCACAAAUGAAACAAAACCUAAUGAAAAUCCAACACAAGUUACAAGUGAUUGGAAAACAACACCUAUUGAUUUUUUCUCGACGUUACAUUAUUAUAGUUCAGCAGUGGAUAAAGUUAUUUCUUCUCAUAAAUCAAGCACAACGCUACCAAUAACAACAGCCAGUCAUCAUACUACAACAAGUAAACCCACAACAAGGCCUAGAACAACUGUUGGUACAUUAGGACCUACCAGAUUCGAUGCAUCCGAGUAUGAACAAAGAAAUCCAAACAAGGGAAGUUCCAACAACAAUGGCAUAUUCGGAAAACCUCCAGAUGUUUUUCAAAAGAGACUCCAUCCUUUAUUUAUUGAAAAUGAAGAUCAACACGUGUGUUAUUGUGAGGAAAAUCGCAAAAUAAAGCCCAUAGGUCAUUCUUAUUUGGAAGCAGCACAGAAAGCUAGAGAAGAGCGAAGAAAACUAAAGGAACAGAGACUACGAAAAAAGUUACGAAAAGCUAAAAAGAAGGCGGAAUUGGAAAGGUUAUGUGAAUCAGAACGCAUGAACUGCUUCCGACAUGACAAUGACCAUUGGCGCACCGCACCGUUAUGGACCGCUGGACCAUUUUGUUUCUGCAUGAGUUCCUCCAACAACACGUACAACUGUGUUAGAACAAUCAAUGCUACCCACAACCUACUCUACUGUGAAUUUGUCACUGGAUUAAUUACUUAUUACAAUUUACGUAUUGAUCCUUUUGAAACGCAGAAUCGGGUGAAAUAUUUGACAGCAUCGGAAAAGGAAUACUUCCAUAAUCAAUUGCACCAACUGUUGAAUUGUCGCGGACCUUCAUGCAGGCGAUACUCUCAUUCAAAUUUAUCUGGAAGCCAUGAGGAUAUAAACAGACGAUAUGAAGACGACCUUAUGUACGUAGGUGAACCGGUAGGAUACAGUGGAAGAUCAUGGCGAUGGAACGGAUAUGGUCGACGAUAUGCUAGAGCAAGGGAGAUACAUCGGCGCCGACAUACGAUGGCGUUCUAGUCGUUUUAAUUUAUUGGAAAUAUUUAUGUGGAAUUGUCAUAGUCUUGGCGUAAUUGAACCAAGUGAAAAAAAUACUAAUUUAAAACUGACAAUGCACAAAAUGCAGCGUAUUAAAUAAGAGAAAGCAAUCGCAUAAGCUGUGUAUUGUUCAUAAAACGACAUCGAAUCUUGUAGGGCUUCCUAUUAUAAUCAAACAUUAUCAGUGUAUAUUUACAUUACUUAAUAAAAGUACAUUUAUCUCAAAAUAGCGCUUGUAGUGAUAAUCUUUUCUACUGUGACUGUAUCCCUCUUUUAAUAAAAGAAAUGUAUUUAAUAGCAAAAUGGCAUGUAUUGGCUUAUAUAGUCUUCCCAGAUUUUCAUAAGAGAUUUCAUCAGUUCUCGUAUAAUUAUUAAGCUCUUAGAUUAUUAUUGUUGCAAACAAUUGCAUUGCUACCAUAAAGUAUUAUAUGUAAUAUUAGUCCUUAGCAUUUUAUUAUAAAAACUGUAUAAGAUCAAUAUAUAAGUAUUGCUCUAAACUGACUGUAAAAUUUUACUGUUUCUUAAGCAACCAAUGAAAAACAGAGAUUUUGGUAGAGUAUAAUGUAUGUGUUACAAAAGUAUGUUUGUAGUGUUUUAUCUAUUAGAAGUAAAAAGUGAUAUGAAGAUGUUGCCAUGUGACAAAUAAGAAUGUUAUCAUAGACAUUAAAUUUAAUUAGUUGCCAAAUGUCUAGUAGUUUUUCUUAAAAGAGUUUGGCAUUUAUCUUUGGAAUGUCUUGUGUAUCAAUUUAUUAAUAAAAUUAAAUGUAACUUUUGAAUUGUUUAAUUUUUAUAGGUAGCAGAAGUUACAGAUCUAAUAUUGUAUCAAUUUCACUAUCAUCACAUAAUGAAAAUAAAGGUUGUUUAUUGCAGUUUU
This is a messenger RNA of Nymphalis io (European peacock), 5508 nucleotides long. It is a transcript of the gene Sulf1, whose product is annotated as extracellular sulfatase SULF-1 homolog. The transcript is spliced from 17 exons. The coding region runs from base 402 to 4616 and encodes 1404 amino acids. Lineage: Eukaryota; Metazoa; Arthropoda; Insecta; Lepidoptera; Nymphalidae. Gene Ontology annotation, molecular function: N-acetylglucosamine-6-sulfatase activity; glycosaminoglycan binding. The record is from RefSeq and is a predicted model, not a curated record.